This is a messenger RNA of Lepisosteus oculatus (spotted gar), 4456 nucleotides long. Its product is annotated as complement C2-like. Gene Ontology annotation, molecular function: serine-type endopeptidase activity. Gene Ontology annotation, biological process: response to bacterium; proteolysis; complement activation. Gene Ontology annotation, cellular component: extracellular region; classical-complement-pathway C3/C5 convertase complex; extracellular exosome. The record is from RefSeq and is a predicted model, not a curated record. Lineage: Eukaryota; Metazoa; Chordata; Actinopteri; Semionotiformes; Lepisosteidae.
UGAAGUAGGUCUUGAUCUUUUACUUACUUGGGUAAGCAAGCUACCCUACCCUGGCUCCCUGUACAUGCAUGGUUCAAAUGUGAUUCACUGAGAGGAAGGAGGGCUUUGCUGAUAUUGGAUAAUACGAGACUUCCCCUAAAUCAGAAUGAAAGUGAGAAGAAACCUACGUUACGAUGCAAUUGGAAGAACAAAGAACAAGCAUAAGAUCAAGCUGUUCUCUGUCUGGAGGUCCUGGAGGCAUAAGACAUGCUGAGAACUUGGCUUUUCACAAUAAGCUUUUCACUGGUUAAACUAUCAGAUAACUGUACAGUAUAUAAAGCAUAUACCGUUUGCAAAGGAACAAUAGGUCUAUUUCAUGCUGAAAAGAGAAGAAAGAAAACACAACACACCCGAAGAAGGCUUGUAUCAAAAGACUUGUUUUUGGAAAAGGCCCGUGAGAGACAAGAGCACGUUUUGGAACACCUUUGUGUUGGCGAAACCUCCACUCUGUGUUGAACAGAUCAGAAAGUGAUCGGCGGAUAACAGGCAACUUCUGUAGGUUAGCAGAUGGAUUUUGCUGUUUUUUUAGUUGUGAUCCUGGUGCACCUGAGACUCCUGGAAGGCUCACCCUUGCAAACUCCCAGGGGUGCCGUUUCUCCGGCUGACUCAGGUGGUCCAGCAGCGGCAGAAGGGAAGGCUGACCAGAGGGUCCGCAACCGUCUGGCAGACGCAGUCUGUAGCGACAAGGAGGAGGUUGAGGGGGGCACCAUCCGGUGGCCGGAGCAGCGUGUUGCCGGGAGCGUGAUGCACUACCAGUGUCCGCUGGGCAGCUACGCCUAUCCGGUGGCCUGGAGGGUUUGCUUUCGGGGGCGAUGGAGCUUGCUGAGGAACUCCUAUGGAGAGAGUGCCAAAAAGGUUACCUGCAGACCAGUCACAUGUGUGCCCCCCUCGGCCCCCGCCUUCGGAUCCAUGAUUCCCAUACUCCAGAAGUACGGCUGGAACGACACCGUCAGCUUCUCCUGCUACUCGGGCUUCCUGCUGCUGGGGUCCGCCCGGCGCACCUGCCUGGCCAACGGCCAGUGGAGCGGCAGGCUGCCAGUGUGCGACAGCGCAGAAAACUAUUGCCCAAACCCUGGCAUCCCAUUUGGGGGCGCAAGAUACGGCGACUUCUUCGGCAAUGGGUUCACGGUGAAAUACAGUUGCCAGAGUAACCAGGUGCUGCGCGGCUCGUCGGAGCGCCUGUGUCUGCAGACGGGCGUGUGGUCGGGAGAGGAGCCCACGUGUGAAACUAGAUACACCUUUGAUGAUGUAGAGGACUUUGCCAGUGAAAUGAUGAUUGUGAAAUCUCAAAUCGAAAUGGCAAUGCUCCCUGCCUCUGAAGCAGACCUGAAUCCUCAGAGCCAGAGAAGACAGCACAUCUUCUUUCUGAUGGACUCCUCUGGGAGUGUUGGCUGUUACAACUUCCAGAAGGGGCUGGAGUUCAUUGACAGCUUCGUCAAGCGGAUUUGGAAGGUCCCGAAAGUGUCAGUCAAAGUGCUUUUCUUUGACUACUCUCAUGUGAAGACCAUAAACAUCACUGCGGACCCCAAUAAAGACGAGCCCAGACUUCUGGCCCAGACUGUAGAUUGUAAAGGUGAUAGCUAUUUUUCUACAAGCUCAGAUGACUUUUCCCAGCACACAGAAGCGAACCUGGAGGAAGGUCUUGCAGAGGCAAAGAAGAUGAUUUUUGCUGAAAAGGAAGCAGCAAAGUGGACACUCUUUGUAAUGGGGAGAAAAUUUGGAGGUUUCUCCCUACCCAAUUCAAUAAAGGAGAUAGUAGAACACAUCCAUGAUGCAGACAUUUACUUUGAUGUUUUUGCAGUAGGCCUAGGUGCUGUGCAGAGAGAACAACUGGAACGCAUCGUGCCCAAGAAACAUGUGCCUGAAAGUGGGCGCCAGUACACAUUCGUCUUACCAAGCUAUGACUCGCUGAAAGAGGUUGACGAUGUGCCUGACUGGGAAGACGACAAAGCGUUCUCGCUAUGCGGCGUGCGGAUGAAAAGCAGACCGACGCAGCGUGUGGUACUUCGCGUCUUCAGAGGGAAGGAGUCUAACAAAGGAGACUGGCCCUGGCAGGUGAACAUCGUCAGAAACAGCAAGACCAGAAACACAGAUAAAGAGACUUGUGGCGGCUCCAUCAUUUCUCGAAGGUGGAUUUUAACUGCAGCCCACUGCUUCAGUGAUACCACAGAAGACACUGAAGUCCAUGUAGUAAUAGGAUCCAACACAAGAAUUGAAGGAGAGAAAGUUAUGGUGGAGAAGGUGAUAGUUCAUCCAGAGUACAAUAAGUAUUUCGACUAUGACAUUGCCUUGCUGAAGCUGAGGAAAGACAUCCAGUACCGAGAAACAGUGAGGCGGGUGUGCCUGCCUUGCACCAAAGAUGUACAAGACCUGAUCCCCUCGCCGAUGGAGAACUGGGCACAGACUUGCAGCUACCAAGAGACCAGGCUGACCUACGCAGGGGGCGAUGACAGUGGGAGACUUCUGUCAGGCUACGUGGCAGGAUGGGGAUACUAUGAUAAAAAUAAAAGAAUCGGAAGCGUUUCACUGCAACAUACUCGCGUCAGCAUUGCGCGCCGCAGGGAAUGCCUGGGCAUCUCGUUGCCGAAUAUUGUGUUCACUGACCGCAUGUUCUGUGCCAGGGGAGAAGAAAGUGAUUCUUGCCGUGGGGACUCAGGGGGACCACUCGUUAUGAACAGAAAGGAACAGUGGAUACAGGUUGGCAUUGUCAGUUUUGGCAGGAAUGAUAAAUGCGGCGAAGGCAAUUUUAUGGGCUAUUACUCCAGCGUUCCCCACUUGAUGUCCUUCAUCAGAGAGCACGUUGCAGACCUGCAGUAUGAGUAGCGAAGUGGUGUUUGUCUCAGGCAGCGGCCAGAAACCCCGCUCCUGGCAUGCAGCCCCACAAUAAAUUUAAAAAGAACGAUUUACCCACAAAAGUGCAACAUAAGCUUAGAUUUUUUCAAUGAGCAUCUUAGGCCAGUGGCUCUCAGUCCUUGUUCUGAAUACCUGCUAGCUAGUUCUUUUGUUCCAAAUGGACCCUUAAUCACCAGCACUAAUUGAGACGUAUAACCCAUCUGUUUGCUGGUUGAGACUUUUUUCUGCACUCAGACCUUGGUUGUGAAAAAGACCCUUGUUAAAAUGCAUUAUUUCCAGGAACACUAGCACACAGAACUUUAUGCAGUUUCUCCUCAACUCGCUAAUUAAUUUUAUUUCCUAUUUCUAGCUAAACCACUCUUAGUAGGAGACCAUGUUAUAAUGCACAGACAGGUGAGAAAGAGUCAUUUUGUUUUCUUCUAUUUUCACUUAUUAUUAAGUACAGUUAGCUAUUUCAGCUAGCACAGCCCCAUGAGGGCAGUAUGGAAACUCACUAAUUAGCACAGGGCUAAUAGAGCUUCCUAGGACCUGAAAGCAUUUUUUUUUAAAAAGGGUCUCAAACAGAAAAUUGUAAUAAACGAGUUUGAGAUUAAGCUCAGUUGAAACAAAACCGGGGGUCUUCCAGAGCCAGGAUUCACCGCUCCCGGUCUUCACUUUCAGUGCCCACCAGACUGCUCUGUGGGUGUUGCUUAAAACAAACUUAACCCAGCUAACUCCCUUGCAACAUUAGGGCAGGGAUGGCUUUUAACCUUCUACUAUCUUCUGGAGAAGAGUUCCAGCUCCAGCAAGAUAGUGAGCUUCUCAUCUGUGCAAAGGCAUGCACUUAACCCACAGGCAUAACCCUUAACCCUAGAUACCCAAGUGUGCAAACUUUUCUCCCAGCGGCAGAUGCUCAAUUACAGCCAUUUAUGAAGUAUAUAGGUUUGUCCCAUUGCUCGCUUUUCCUUCACUUACAAGCAUUACAAGCAAGAACCUGAAGAUUUCUUCGGAAUCACAAGCAAGUGUGAACCAGUUGAGGAAAUGCAAGAAAUGAUUUAUAUCACAGCAAAACAUUUUACUCAGGUUAAAAAAACAGGAUUCUGAUUUUUUUCCAAUUUUUUUUUUACUUUGAGACACUGACCAAACUUCAAAUCGCCACCCUGACAAGAAACAAAAAUACAUUUUUCCAAAUAAUCUAAACAUAAAGCAUAGUUGCUAAUCUGUACUAUGUUCUUCAACCCCGACAUUCUAUGUUCAUACACAUUUUUUCUGAUAAGUUUAUACAGCAACAACUCUUUUCUUUAUGUAAAUCAGUAACUUUUCAAUUUAAAAAAACUUAGUCUUGUGAUUCUGGAGUUUUACCAAGCUUAUUCUGUGAAGUAGUAGUGGUAACCAAAGUAUAAAUGAGAGCUUAUAGGGUUCUGUAAAGAAAGAACAAGGAAAUGUUAAACAAAUAUACAGGAGAUUUGAAAGACCUACCAAAUUUCAUAGCCUAACUUUGCUGGUUUCAAUGAUUUAUCCUAGGAGCAAAGAAUAUUAUUUAAAAAUGUUACAGUUGUUCAAUAAAAUGUGUCUAGACAACUGA